Messenger RNA from Lotus japonicus, 2175 nucleotides. RefSeq lists its product as uncharacterized. NCBI's taxonomy places the organism in Eukaryota, Viridiplantae, Streptophyta, Magnoliopsida, Fabales, Fabaceae. The record is from RefSeq and is a predicted model, not a curated record. The coding region runs from base 434 to 1855 and encodes 473 amino acids. The transcript has a single exon.
GUUAAAUGAUCUCCCACACGUGCCGCCUAUCACUCCUUUUCUGUUUGUUUGCUAAGCUAAUCUACUUGCCUUCAUGCAUGGAAUUCUCCUCCAACUACAUAGAAAGAGUCAUCAUCAUCGUCAUGCUUAUUAGCUAGUAGCAAGUGGCAGCAACCCCAUUUCUUCUAAAUCUGAUUUUAUUUUUUGUUUUCCUUUUUCACUCCACCCCUAUUAAAUUUUGAUCAGUAUUAUUCUACUUGGUAACGCAAAUUAAGGGGUCUCUCCCCUUUUUGUGGGUCGGAUCUUGUACUUAUACAACUCAGUCUCACAUCUCAUCAUCUUCAUUCUCUUCUCUUCUCAUCAUGAAUUUGUGAUCUGAAUUUGUUAUGAUCAUGGAAUAUAUGUUUGUGAUAUAGUUUGCUUCUCAAGAUCAGAUUCACAUCAUACCAAAUUCAUGGAGAGGAGAUAUGUGUGCAGGUACUGCUUCAAGAGGUUUCCUUGUGGGAAGUCUCUUGGUGGUCACAUCAGGACCCAUAUGACUCAAGAAAGAAAUGAUCAUAAUAAUGAUAAUGCUGCUGCAGCUGAUAGUGACAUGCUCAAGUUGGAUAUUGGUGAGAUCAGAAUGAAGCAGCAGAACAAGAAGAGAGAUUUGUCAUGGUCUCAAACUGGGAGCAGUAGUACUACAAUUUAUGGUCUCAGAGAGAAUCCCAAGAAAACAAUGAGGUUUUUGCAUCCUGAUCAUCAUGUUGCCACCACCACCUUGGAACAGGAUGAGAAGUUCUGCAAAGAAUGUGGGAAAGGCUUCCCUUCAUUGAAAGCUCUCUGUGGUCACAUGGCUAGCCACUCUGACAAACACAAAUCUGAAGAAGAGAUUGAGAAACUUGUUCUAGUGGAUAGUCAAUCUGAUACUACUGAGACUUGUAAUUCAACACCUCAGAGGAGAUCCAAGAGAAUGAAGAGGUUCAAGUCUCUUAACCCUUCUUCCUCUGUUGUUGAUUGUUCUUCACCUGUGUCAGAGGUUGAGCAGGAGCAGGAAGAGGUAGCUAUGUGCUUGAUGCUGUUGUCCAGAGAUUCUAGUCACAGGUUUCAUUUCGUUUCUGAAUCUUCUGAUAACAACUCAGUUGUUCUAGAGCAUAGAUCAUUCUCUCCUUAUGGUAACAACUUUGUCUCUAAUCAACUUAAGGAGAAGAAGCUUCUAAUCAAUGAUGUCAAGCUUAAGUCUUUUGAUAAUUCAGAUUCUAGAUAUUACAGAUAUGGUUCCAAAACCAAAAUGGCAGACUAUGAUGAUGUUUCAAAUGAUGAACUUAAGUGGUCAAAGGUAGGAGAAAAGUCUGGAUUUGAUGAGGAACAUGAUUUUGAACUGAAUAGGGGAAGAAGCAAAUAUGCAACUCUAUAUAAGAAAUUAAUGUUGGAGGAUUUGGAGUAUGAUAGAUCAGAUGAAACUUCAAGGAAGUUUGAUUCAAGAAAAAGAGCUCAAAAUUUUGUUGGCAAUUCUAUCAAGAAGACAGCUAAUGGUUUCACCAAUGAUGAAGAAAUCUAUGAGUUCUUGGAUGGUGAAAGAGACAGUGACCUUUAUUCAACAAAUGAGAGUGAUGAAAACAGUUCAGAGAGUGAUUCUUUUACUGCUCCAAGGUCUCAAAAUGGAAAGAAGACCAACAAUACUAAGAAGAAGAAGUUGAAGACAAAGAAAAGCAAGGAACAUGAGUGCCCAAUCUGCUACAGAAUUUUCAAGUCAGGACAAGCAUUAGGGGGGCAUAAAAGAUCCCAUUUCAUUGGAGGUAAUAACUCUCAAGAAAACAAUAACACUUUGGUGAUUAAACAAGGUGCUGUUCCUUGCCUCAUUGAUCUCAAUUUACCUGCUCCUGAUGAUGAUUAAAGUAAACAAACAUUCUGGUGAUUUGGAAUGAGGUACCUGAAUGACUGAAUGUCUCGAAUUCUUAGAAUGAUUUGUCAUUAUCUCCCCCAUAUGAUGAAAGCAAUUGCAAUGUACAGACAGCCAUGUGGGUAAAAUGAUUUUUUGUUCUUAACAUUUUGUGUCCUUUAUUUGGUAGGUGGUAGCUGUUUUUCCUUUCACUUUAAUGGAACAUGACAAUUUGCUACUCUCUCAAUUCAAGAUUUUGUUUCUUCCUACAUCCAACAAUUUUAUCAGAAUUUCAUUUCUUUGCUGGGAAUUAUGAUAGGUUCACUUUUCUCUGA